CGAACUGUUAUUGUAACUGACGUCGGUGCGAUUCGGUGUUGGUUUACUGUAGUCGAACCAUAUUUGAAGUUCACACAGUCACAAUGGCAUUUUGUUGUCACUGGGGACGAGGGAGCAUUUAAUUUUAUGGGAUAUAAGAAAUGAUCCGUCACGAACGCUUGACAUUGGUGACGAGGGAAGUCUUUUUGCAGAGCACUUGUACGCCCGCGAUGCCGCCUUGAGUAAGGGCAAGAAGUGGAAAUGCUUUCCAAUUUCUCGAGGAUUCGAGACUACGGCUUCUCACUGACGACAUGCGGGUUGUGCUAGGAGGAAUUCCCUCCGGUGGAGAGAACACGAUUGUCAAGGAUCUGCUCCAUCUGAAGUCCAAAACUGACCUGAAGGCACUAGAAGAAACUGGAGAGUUCACCACACGAUUUGCACAUAUGCAUCCAGUUCAUCCUCAACAACAAACUCAUGACUAUGUUGUCUAUUGAGGUUGUCAUAAAUCGAGCCUGGAUUCUUAUGUUGCCGAGCCGAUCCAGACGCAGAUAUGGUGGACUAGCUCAGCUCCUGGCUGGAAUGUGUGGGAGAUGUCAGCUGGAAACACUUUCGGAUCUACAGCUUUCAGCUCCUACUCAGCAGUCUGGAUUCGCUGUCAUCUAAAUUCGUGCCUCCGGAGUAAGUAUGUGCUGGAAUUGUGGCCAGCGAUUCUUUGGUUGACUGGAACGAGGAUCUGGAUCUCUGGCUGCUCGGAGGAAUCCCUCUUCACUUUCAUGAUAUGGCAAAUACAAAAAUGCUCAGGACUCUCUUUCUAUGUCGAACAAAAGAUACAUUCUCCUUCCGACGAUCGGACAAGUCACCUUGGACAAGCUUAUAACUCAUAUUUGGGGUUAUAACAGCUGCCACUGCCUGGUUUUUUACUUUGGCUCAAAUCGUCAAGAAGAAAAAUCAUUCUUCGAACUUCCGAUGGGAGACUUCCCUGCUCCAAAACGCGAAGACAAGCUCAGCCUAAAUAUUGGAACUCCGCUCCAAAAAUCAUUUUCAAGUUACCUGUUCGGACCUCCCUUUCGGGACUAUGGAUUGGUUGAAAAGUCUUAUUUGAAAGAAGCAGAUUGGUGUUGGUGUAGUCCAACUGUACGACUUCGUACUGAGAUUAUCAUCAUUUACUUGGUUUCCUGAUUCCUCAUUCGGAUGGUAGGUUCAGUUGGAAAGGCUUUCGUCUAUGUCCUUAUGAAAAAUCACGCAUCGAGUUUCCACCAUAUGUUCAACGAACCCGAACACCACAUGUUGAUCAACGGUUCAUGACCUCAUUAUACUUUUUAAUAAAGGCUCGUCCUCUGAAAUUCUACGACCAGAUACACCUGAUAGCGAAGAAACUCAAGACAAGAAAAUCUUCAGUC
This is a messenger RNA of Marchantia polymorpha subsp. ruderalis, 1379 nucleotides long. The record is from the annotation of a GenBank genome assembly. NCBI's taxonomy places the organism in Eukaryota, Viridiplantae, Streptophyta, Marchantiopsida, Marchantiales, Marchantiaceae.